AUGCCAUUAACUAGGUCGAAGAGUCUUCCGGCGACGGAUGCGAUGCCGGAGAACGGUGGAUCCGAUCGGGAAAAGCUAGUAUCGGGGAGAUCGGUGGCCGGAAUCCUCUACAAAUGGACUAAUUACGGUAAAGGAUGGAGAUUCAGAUGGUUUCUCCUCCGCGAUGGAAUCUUAUCGUAUUCGAAGAUCCGACGGCCGGAGAAUGUAAAUCUUGUAUCUCCGUCUGAUGAUGUCAGGUUAAUCGGAGAUAUUUCUACUGAUCGUCUCACGAGGAUGAAUAGUUGCAGUGGUCGUGGUCGACGGAAACAUCACAAAACAAUUGGCAUUGUUCAUCUCAAGGUUUCAUCUUACCGAGAAAGGAAAUCUGAUAAUAGAAAGUUUUAUAUCAUUACUGCAAACAAGACUCUUCAUCUGAGAACUGAUUCUAGAAGUGAUAGAGCAGCAUGGUUACAAGCUUUAGCAUCUACCAAAGGUAUCUUUCCUCUCCAGUCAAUUAGUGGGGAUUUCUCCUUCGUAUCACCAAAGGAUUUAUCCAUAUCUACCGAGAUAUUAAAGAAAUGGCUGCGUGAAGAGGGAAUAAAUGAGAGUCUUGUAAAAGAGUGUGAACAAAUAGUGGAUUCAGAGUUCUCUGAAGUUCAAGAACAAAUUAAACUUCUCCACGAAGAACGGACAAAGUUGCUUGAUGCAAUGAGGGAGCUAGAGGUGGCUAACCUUGAAGCGGAAGCCUCAGGGAUCCAUGACAGUGCCUACCAAUUAACAACUCGUAAAUAUUCCAGCUUAGAACGUAGAAAAUAUAGUGAAUGCAGUACAAGUGCUUCAUCUGAUGAUAAGCAAGAGUUUGAGGAUAUCUCGGAGGAAGAUGAGCCUUCCUUCCAUGACACAAAGGAGUAUUUUAGCGAACCUGAUGUUGGUUCUGACCACAUGCAUUUCAAGAGACGAACAAAGCUUCCUGAUCCAGCAGAGAAAGAGAGAGGUGUCAGUCUCUGGUCUAUGAUCAAAGACAAUGUUGGAAAGGAUCUCACGCGAGUUUGUCUUCCUGUUUAUUUCAAUGAACCAAUAUCAUCCCUCCAAAAGUGUUUUGAAGAUUUAGAGUACUCUUAUCUCCUGGACCAAGCAUACGAAUAUGGAAAAUCCGGGAACAGUCUCCUUAGAGCCCUGUAUGUUGCUGCUUUUGCGGUCUCUGGUUAUGCUUCCACUGAAGGACGGCACUGUAAACCUUUCAAACCUUUGCUUGGAGAAACUUAUGAAGCCGACUUUCCUGAAAAGGGAGUUUGUUUCUUCUCUGAGAAGGUCAGCCAUCAUCCAACAGUCAUCGCCUGCCAUAGCGAAGGUAAAGGGUGGAAGUUCUGGGGUGACACAAACCUGAGGUCAAAGUUUUGGGGGAGAUCGAUUCAACUUGAACCCGUUGGAAUCUUGACUCUUGAGUUUGAUGAUGGAGAGACUACAAACCAGUGGAGCUAA
Molecule: messenger RNA, 1461 nt
Organism: Arabis nemorensis
Lineage: Eukaryota; Viridiplantae; Streptophyta; Magnoliopsida; Brassicales; Brassicaceae
Source: the annotation of a GenBank genome assembly